Cooperia oncophora is the source of this 360-nucleotide messenger RNA. NCBI's taxonomy places the organism in Eukaryota, Metazoa, Nematoda, Chromadorea, Rhabditida, Trichostrongylidae. The record is from the annotation of a GenBank genome assembly.
AUGCUUGGCGUAGUGUGGCCUGACGAGCAUGUGGCAUUUCCGGACUUUCUUGACCCGACCAAUGCCACACAAAAGUGGUGGAUUCGGGAAAUUGUGAGCUUCCACAAAAAGGUGCCACACGAUGGCAUUUGGAUUGACAUGAAUGAGCCAGCUGUUUUUGGUACUAAUGAGAAAAAGCCAUGGUAUUUCGACGCAGACCAUGCCAAUACAGCGCCACUCAUGUGUCCAAGAACCUCUGUCGAUGCGGAAUGGGAAACGCCGCCUUACGAAACACGUUCAGUCUAUGGCUACGAUGCCUACGACAAACCUGUAAGUUUUGACACAAGUUUCACAAAUCAAAAGAGCCAGAGCUCCUGUUGA